Messenger RNA from Closterium sp. Yama58-4, 8373 nucleotides. The record is from the annotation of a GenBank genome assembly. NCBI's taxonomy places the organism in Eukaryota, Viridiplantae, Streptophyta, Zygnematophyceae, Desmidiales, Closteriaceae.
AUGAUGACGUCAGACGCCAUGACGUCACACCGCAACUCGAUGACGUCAGGCCGCAAAACCGUAUCGCCGGGGCAUAAACCCGUGGUAGCAUGGCGCGGGGAAGCGGAGCCGGCAGGGGCGCGCGGCGACGAUAGCGCGAUGGCGAUGGGGGAUGAUUGCUUUUUAAAGCCGUAUUACCCUCCUCCCGGCACUCGCCCCUCUCGCAUCCCCAAUGGCGACUCUCGUACCGGCCAAAGCGAUAGCGCCGCCUUCUCUCGCAGUCGCUCCAGCUCCCCCUCCCCUUCGCACUCCGAACCCUCCUCCGCCCAUGCCUCGCCCGCCCCCGCGCGCCCGCCGUCCGCCCACAGGAGCGCGACGGCUGCCCCGCCGCGGCCCGUCUCGCCUCUGCCCCCGCAUGCUGUGCGGCGCAGACCCGGCGCAGAGGGGCGCGCGGAUGGGCGCGCGGGGGUAGGGGCGGAGCUGCGGGAGGGCAGUCCGAGGCGGGAAGUCGCGCAGAUGGGCGCCCUCGCGCCUGUCGUGCGCGAUGGAGCCGGCGGAGGCGGGGAAAAGGGGGGGGCGGAGAUGGUAAGGGCAGGGGGAGAGGGCGCGAGGGAGGGGGGCGUGGCGCGCGGCAGCAGCAGGCCCCGGCGCGUGAGAGCGGCCAGCAGUGGCGACGCCGUCAACGCGGGCGCAGCCAGCGCGGGCGCGGUGUCGGAACCAAACACAGCAACAGCGGAAGCGACACACACAGCUGACGCGCAAACAGCAGCAGCGCUGACGCGGAGAUUCCCCACGGCCCCUCCCGCAGUCGGUUCCGCCAAGCCGGGUGCGCUAGUGAGCGGCGGCGGCGAGGGGGGCGCGAGUGCACCUGCGCCUGGGGGGGCGUGGCCGGGCGAAAUGUGGCAGGGCGGGGAUGAGGCGGCUGGGGUGGGGCAGGCGGGCGCGCACAUGGGCGCGGGAGUGGGAGGGGGUAGGGGAGCGCAGAGGCCUGUGACUGCCGGCGGCAGGCUGGCAGUGGCGGGCGCGAGCAGCGGAGGCGGUGAGGGCAGCGAGGCAGCGGGCGGCGGGGCGGGGCUAGGCGAUGGGGGGAGCUGGAAGGUGCGCCAGACACACGCGCAUCAAGGGGUGGGGCAGCAGGGGAUGGGGCAUCAGGGGGUGGGGCAGCAGGGGUUGGGGCAGCAGGGGGUGGGGCAGCAGGGGUUGGGGCAGCAGGGGGUGGGGCAGCAGGGGGUGGGGCAGCAGGGGUUGGGGCAGCAGGGGGUGGGGCAGCAGGGGUUGGGGCAGCAGGGGGUGGGGCAGCAGGGGUUGGGGCAGCAGGGGGUGGGGCAGCAGGGGUUGGGGCAGCAGGGGUUGGGGCAGCUGCAGGGCAGUGCAGGAGGGAAGAGUGUGGCGGGGCAAGAGCGGCAGAGGGGGGAGGGGCGGCAUGUUCGGCAGGCGAGUCUGCAAGUGGAGGCAGUGCAGCGCCUGCAUGGCAGCAAGGGCUCCGCCUCUCCCCCCCAUGCUGCCGCCAUGCCCCUGCCCCGCCGCCCCCACACCGCCCUCGCCCGCUCCCCCUCGCCCUCCCCCUUUCCUCCGCCCUCCACUGCUACGCCGCCUGACGCGCGUUCCUCCUCGUCCCGCUCCGCCACCUCCUCCCCUUCCCCCCCUGCCCGCCCCCAGCCCCCUCCACCCCAAGGGGACCGCCCUUCCCGCGGCCUCUCUCAGUCCCCCCCGCGUGCUGCGCCCCCCCCGCCCCUGCACGCGGCAGCAAGUGCGGAAGCAGGGGAGGGCAGCGAGAGCGAGACUGUGGGGUCCGCCAGAGCGGGGGAGAGGGGCGAAAGCAGUGUACGGGCAAGCAAGGCGAGUGUGGCGGGGCGGCGGAAAGGAGUGAUGGGCGUGGAGCGAGGGAGCAUGGGAAUGGAACGAGUGCCAAUGGGAGUGGAGAGAAUUGUUUUGCGCGCUGAGGCAGGGGGGGCGAUGGCGGGAGCAGAUGGAGGGGCGGCUGGUCAACGAGGCAUGCCUGACGUGGCGCACAGUUCCCUGCGCCAGAAGCCGCUGCAUGGUCCAGUCAGCGCUGACGUGGCAGCAGCAGGGGCAGCAGGUGCGAGCUCCCCUUGGGAGUCAGGAAAACGUGGCGACAGUGAGAGAUUGGGUACAGGGAAUGGAGAGGGAGGAGUUACUGCGGAGGGCAGGAGAGUCCGUGCAGGUGGGCAGAGCAGCAAAGGCAGCAGCAGCAGCAGUGAUCUCGUGGCUCGAGCAGGCGGCAACGGACGGCUGCGAUCGAGUGUGAGCUUCGGGCAGGCCAGUGCGUGCGAUCUGCGCUCCGCCGCUGCUGCCACGACUGCUGCCAGUGGCACCAGCACUGGCAGUAGCACCGGCAGCACGGAGGGCAGCGGCGGGCGAUGCGGGGAAGGGGAGGGGGCGGACGGUGCAGGGCGCAGGGCAGACAUGGGGGAGGGAAGCAUGGCGGGCGGGGCGGAGGGCUAUGCAAGGGGAGGGGCGGGGCGGCGGUUGACCCGCGCACUGAGCGCCAUGGAGGGGCGCGGGCAUGCGCCUUGGGGGCGCGGGGCAGGGGCGGGGGGAGGCGGUGGAGGGGUUGGUGGUAGUGCGGAAGAGGGCUCUAAGGGACUGAGUGAAGGGGAGAACGCAAGUGGUGGGGUGGGGAGGCGUGAGGGGGAGAGAGGGCGUGCAGAGCAGGUCGGGGUAAAGGAAGGCACAGAGGUGGAGGGGAUGGGAGGGGUGGGUGCAGGUGGCAUAAGCAGGGUUGAUGGCAGGGGAAGGCAGGGGCGAGAAGGAGCAGUGGUGGCCGCAGGUGGGGAAGGGGGAGUAGCAGCAGGGGUGGUGAGAGAGGAGACACAAGCAGGUGCCUCUGUAGCUGUUGCCUUCGCCCCUUCCCCUGGUAGUGAGUCGGGGAGGGGAAGGGGCGUUCAGAUGGGUGGAGAGAGGUGGACAGCGGCACAGAGGGCUGCAGCUAGGGACAUGAAGUGGGAGAGGGAGCGGGAGAGGGACAGCGGCAGGGGCAGAGCAACGCGCGGGAGAGAGAGAAACCGGUCGAAUCCUGCCACUCCCACGGGCACCUCUCGCACGCCGCGAGGGGCCGUGGAGGGUGGGGGGACGCCAAGGGGUGUGGCGGAGGGAGGAGGCGGUGCUGUGGGUGAAGGGGCGGAGGGAGGGGGCGGGUCAGGGGAAGAGAAAGCGAGCCGUGCACGUGCAAGGCGGGGCAGGAAGGGUGCGGGCGAGGGGGGGUUGAGGCGAGGGGAGGCUGGUGAUGAGGGCGAGAGGAGUGGCGUGGCGAGUGAUGGCGCGGUGGAGGGGGCGAGUGUGAGGCAGCAGAGGGGCUUAGAGGACGGGCGGAGAGGGAGAGAGGGAGAUCGAAGGGGCGGGGAGAGCAGUGCAAGUGGUGAGGUUGGGAGGGAGAGGGAGGGGAGAGAAGCGGCAGAAGUAGGGGUGGUGGGGCUAGAGGGGGGAGGGUCAGGGGGCAUGGCGGGAUUGGCCUCAUCUGGCAAGGGGCCGUCACAACGACGGAUGCAGCAGCACGCGCAGCAGACAGAGCAACUGCAACAGCAGCCGCCGCCGCCGCCGCAGCAGCAGCAGCAGCAGCAGCAGCAGCAGCAGCAGAGGGAGAGGGAAGGGCAGGGGUGGCAGCAUGGCAAGGCAGUGCAGGGGGAGGCAGAGACUGGGGGCGGUGGGAGAGGGGGCAGCACACAGGUGGGCGAGGUGGAGGUGAGUGCCGUGGGUGGGGCAGGCGGGGUGGGUGGGGCAGGCGGGGUGGGUGGGGCAGGCGGGGUGGGUGGGGCAGGCGGGGUGGGUGGGGCAGGCGGGGUGGGUGGGGCAGGCGGGGUGGGUGGGGCAGGCGGGGUGGGUGGGGCAGGCGGGGUGGGUGGGGCAGGCGGGGUGGGUGGGGCAGGCGGGGUGGGUGGGGCAGGCGGGGUGAGAGGGCGGCGAGGGGAGGUGGUGACAAGCCGGCCGUGGCACGCGCGUGUGGGGGAGGGGAGGGGUGGGCGCGCAUGGGACGAGUCAGCAGCCAUCGGGGCGCCUGUCACGCUGCUUGCUACGGUGGGCAGCGGCACCAGGGCAGAAGUGACAGCACGGGCAGUGGCAUUCACUGGGGUUGCUGCUGGGGUAGGUGGAGGCGGGGGUGCCUACAGUGCGCCCGCGCACCCACCAGCCAUGCACCCACCAGCCAUGCACCCACCAGCCAUGCACCCACCAGCCAUGCACCCACCAGCCAUGCACCCACCAGCCAUGCACCCACCAGCCAUGCACCCACCAGCCAUGCACCCACCAGCCAUGCGCCCCACGCAUCCCAGCCAUCUUGGGUCUGCUACUGACCCCGCAUCAGCCGCCAUGUUCGUCGGUAUGGGCCUCCCCGCUGCGGGUGGCGCUGAUACCUCUGAGCGCCUGUUGCGCCUCACAGCGCGGUGGAGCGAGGUGCAAAACGGUGGCGGCGUGGGGCGGCCGGGUGCAGGUGUGCACACGGACACGCCAAGGCUGGGCAGCGGCGUGGGGGGGUCCAUGGACCUGCGGCGAGCAGCCUUCAGUGCGAGCAUGGGCGCAGGCAUGGGCAUGGGCAUGGGCAUGGGCAUGGGCGCAGGCAUGGGCGCAGGAGGAGGGAAGGUGGGGGGUUCCAUCCCAGCGUGUUCAAGUGCAGAGGCGGAUGUGCCAGCCUGGACAGCUCCCCAGGGGGGCAGAGGGGGCGCACAAGCAGGUGGAGCUGCAGCAGCAGAUGCGGGUGCAGCAGCAGGGGGGGGCGCAGCAGGGGCGAGUGGCAGUGCAGGUGCAAGAGGUGGUGGGGCGGGCAGGCGGGCCGGAGGAGGCAGUGUGAGCGGCCGGUCUGAGCUGGGUGGUGACACGGGGCUCUCCCGUGCUGGCUCGGGUGUCGCGAAACCAACAGCAUCUGCUGCUGCUGCUGCACUGCGGCGCCAUGGCAGCAUGUCUCUGCACCAGCAGCUGGUGGCUCCUCUUGUGGGCACUGCGAGCAGCAGCAGCAGCAGGGGCUUUCAUCGAGCCGCCACUCUCAACGCGCGCUCCCUGGGCCUCUCCCUCAACGCGCCUGCCAUGCCUGCCCUCUCUGCCCUGCCUGCGCCUCACAUGCCUGCGGCGCCCGCCCUCCCUGCCGCAGCUGCUGCUGUGCCAGGCACUGGUAGUACUCGGCAUGAGCUCGCCCGCAGUGCCAGCAGCAGCGCUGCUCGGCUUAGGGGCGCGGCGGUAGGGGGAGGGAUGGCGAGUGACAACUUCCGCUCCUCUGCCCGCCCGUUGGGCAAGGCCUUGGGCGGGCAUGGAGGCAUGGUGCCUGAUGGGGGCAUGGCCGUGGAUGGAGUGAGCGCAGGGGGCAACAGGGCAGGGAGGCUCUCCUCCACUGCCAGCUCUCUGGACCUCGCCGUGCCCUCUGCUGCUGCUCAUGCUCAUGCUGCCACAGGCUCUGGUGCUCGCUCGGCUGGUACUGCUGGCAUGGGCACGGUGGGUUGGAGGGGGGAUGGGCGGAGGCGAGGGGGCAAUGAGGGCAGUGGGGAGGAGCGGCGGGAGGAGGAUGAGAAGGCGGGGAAAGAGGACGCGGUGACGCCUUCGAAGGCGAGCCGCGAGGACAGUGUGACGCCCAGCCGGCUGUCACGCGCUCGCAGGGCUGUUCUGAGUGCCGCUGGUAAGGAGCGCCGACGCGCUGCUGGGAAGAGCGGUGGGGAAGAAGAGGAGGGGGAGGAGGAGGAAGACGAGGAGGAAGAAGAGGAGGACGAGGAGGAGGGAGAGGAGGAAGAGGAGGGAGGGGAUGUGGGAGGGGAGGAGGGAGUGACAGACGCUGAGAGCGAGGAGGAUUCGAGCAUUCCCGUGGCGGCACAGGCAGUGAGUGCACAUCAUGGCAGCGCGGAGCAGGCAGGAGCAGAGCAGGGGGGAGCAGAGCAGGGGGGAGCAGCAGCAGGCGGCAAGGGGAAGGCAGGGCUGCUGAGCAAGGCAGCCAAGGGCAUGCGCGGGCUGGGCGACCGCAUCACGCGGGCGCGGCUGAGGCUGCUGCAGGGCGGGCAGGCGGACGUGCUGGGGCGGGGGUUCUCGGACGUGCGCGUGGAGUAUGAUGUGGACGGGGGCGAGCAGGUGGGCAGCGGGCAGUUCGGGGUCAUCCGCGUGGUGAAGCACCGGGCGAGUGGGGAGCGCCUGGCGUGCAAGUCCAUCAGCAAGACGUGCCUCAAGUCGAGGGCGGAUGCGGCGGACAUAAGGAGGGAGGUGGCCAUUCUGGAGCAGCUAAAGGACCACCCCAACGUUGCCCGCCUCGCUGCUGCCUUUGAAGACCCCAAGGAGGUGCAUCUGGUGAUGGAGCUGUGUGAGGGCGGGGAGCUCUUCGACCGCCUCAAGGCGAAGCGAGUGUACGAGGAGGGGGAGGCAGCAGCGGUGCUGCGCACGCUGGUGGACGUGCUAAGGCACUGCCACGCCAUGGGGGUGGUGCACCGCGACGUCAAGCCCGAGAACAUCCUGCUCGUCUCCAAGCACAGCGACACCGAUGUCAAAGUCAUCGACUUCGGCAUCGCCGCCUUCUACAAGCCUUCGCGGCCGCUGACGGAGUUUGUGGGGUCGCACUACUACAUGGCGCCAGAGGUCAUCGAGGGCAGCUACGGGCCACCAGCCGACGUGUGGAGCGCAGGAGUGGUGCUGUACGUGCUGCUGUCGGGGGUGCCGCCGUUCUGGGCGCGCUCGGAGGACGGCAUCAUGCAGGCCAUCCUUGACUGCCGCCUGCGCUUCAAGCCCGAGGUUUGGGGCAAGCGCUCUCAGCUCGUGCAGGACCUCAUCCGCCGCAUGCUCACACGGGAUCCCGACCUCCGCAUCACCCCAGCUGGCGUUCUCGCUCAUCCGUGGAUGGCAUCGGUAGCAGAUGAGACGCAGCUGCACCCUGCUGGUGAUAUUGCUAAGGCAGGAGCAACGGUUCAGGGCUGGAUCUCUCGCCUGGUGAAGAAGCCAGACAUUUCUUCUUCACCAGGCGAAGAUCAGACCAGCAACGAUCAGGUGGCUAAAACCAUCAAGGACCUCCAGGCAAUCAAUAUUCUUGGAGAUGCGUAUUCAAGUGGACCCUGGAGAUGUCUCGACGAUUUCAUCCAGAGGAAGGAGGUUGCAAAAGGACGAGGCUGCAUAAUAGUUUCUGCCAUUGCUACCAACGUUUACCAACGAGUUGCUAUUAAGGCCUACGAAAGAAGCCAGAUCAACGAGGGUACAAUUGUUCACAUCCGAAGGGAGGCAUCUCUUAUCAAGGGAUUGAGGCAUGAGGCGAUCUGCCAGCUUUAUGGAUCUUUUGAAGAUUCGAAGUAUGUGUACAUUGUGAUGGAGCUGUGCUCCCAAGGGGAUUUGAUGGAGUUUUUAAAUGGUCCACGGGGAGUUCAGCUGUUCUUGACUGGAAACUUCUUGCAGGUCUUGCUCCCUCUGUUACAAGCGCUUCAGCUUCUUCAUGGAAAAGGAAUCGUUCACCGAGACAUAAAGCCAGAGAAUCUUUUCAUGUCCAAGAGUAUUGCGAAGCUUGGGGACUUUGGGCUUGCGAUCAACCAACGACUGGAGCCACCGAUGUCGCAGCUAGGUACUCUGGAUUAUAUGGCCCCAGAAGUCUUCAGAAGGCCGGGGGAAACUAGUGGAAGGAGGCAAGCACUUUACGACGAGAAGGUUGACAUAUGGGCAUGUGGCGUACUGGCGUAUGAAGUCGUAACUGGAGAGCCACCCUUCAAUGCUGGCAAGAAUGGAAGCCUUACCAAGGAUUUGAUUCAGAGAGCUGCUGUUCCAAUUGCUGGAGUCUGGCCUCAUCGUGUUUCACCAGAGCUUGCGGAUUUCAUCAAGCAGACUCUUCAGAAGGACCCUCGUCAUCGACCAUCAGCUGAGGAUCUUCUGUCUCACCCUUGGAUCUUGAAGCACCUUCCCACGUCCACCGAAGCUGUUAGUCCUCCUAUGUCGAUCUCCGCUAACACGUCAACCAAGCAUCCAGUUCACCAUCCAUCGCAUGUGCCAGCAGUACCAGCGAAGAACAUGCUCGCGAAGAGCUGCCCAGAUUCUGUCUACUACAGUAAGGCGCCUCAAAAGCAAGCUCCCGCAGUUGGGAUCGCGACCGGUGUGCAAGCAGGUUGUGUUGCUGGGUCUGUCAGCAAUCAGUCCAAGGCACUUCCGAGCGUGGUUGAAGAAGGGGAUGGGUGCCAAGAGUGUGACGAUUCUACGAUACGUGAUGGCCUGACUCCCGUUCCAGAACAUCAGCCUCUCCAUUCCCUGCCAAAGCUGGAGAAAGACGGGUCAUUCGAAAGGAUGCUUCAUGCCAGCGGUAUCAAGGCCAAGACGGGGUCUCUGUUCUCAAGUGAGAUGAUGGAGCAUGCCAAGCCAUACCAGGUGGGAACAGGCCUACUCAGCGAUGGUGAUAUGAAAGCUGAAUGGUGCUCCCUCUUGCCAUCUUCAAUGCGCUGA